AUUUUUUAUGUAGGAUAAAAAGUAUCCGAUUUCAUAUAAAUAUAGCCUAUUGAAUAUUGUGUACAAAAUAAAAAAAAUCAAUGGCUACUUCUUCAGCAGAAAUAAAUAUUCGUCCAGCAACUCCCGAUGACUGUCCAGAGAUAAUGAGACUUAUAAUGGUAUUUCCUUCAAAGAUUAAUAAUUAAUACGAAAUGGAUGCAUACACCGCGGCUGUGUACCUAGCGAAACCAUCGGCUUUGGCCUGCGUAAACCGCGGCGGUGUACCUAGCGAAAUCGUGGGCUUUGGCCUGGGUACACCGUGGCAAGAAUGUACCAUUGGCCUGGUUUUAAGAUAAGCUUGUUAGAGAAGAUCUUGUAAGGUCAAGUGGUAGAGUGGACGCUUGGCGAUUUAUAUUUUGAGAUCAAUUCCCAGUGUAGGGGAUCGAGUUUUCUUUCUUCCCAUUUUAGUUUUAAAAUAUUUUGUAGCAAUUUAAACAAUUUAAAUAUAUGUUAUAUUCAGAUUAUUAAGAGUUUCAACAAGUUGUGCCGGCCUUUGACUUCGAAAAUACCGGUAAAUUUAGUAAUAAGACAUUCAUUAGAAAACAAACUGAAAGUUUCUGAGAAAGCGCAUGUAUAGUGUAUGUAACAUGUAUAAGAGAAACAUUUUGAAUAACAAGUGAUAUUCUAUUGUAUUCAACAUUCUUCACAUCGUUGAAUAUUUACAUUUUACUUUUACGAACACCAAAAUAAAAUACCAGCAUAUCAUUAAUAGCAUAUGAAUAUUAAUGUCAUUAAUGUGCACGGUCGCAUUUCAACCAUCUUGCUUUCACUAUGCCUUAUGCAUUGGCAAAUGUACACACAAUAUCAACGGUUCAUUCACAACACUCAAUCUCACAGCAAAUCUUUUGAAAACACCUGGAUUUUAGAAACUUACGGAACGGUAGCAAACUGUAUAGCAAAGCCAUAGGUGUGCGUUAACCCUUUUCAUGACGGAAUUUGUUUCCAGAAUGGCAUGGCAUGUGCUAUUCCUAGGGUAAAACACAAAGUUUUCUCACAAACCAUUGCACAAUGCGCUUGGGACAGGAUUUGCGCUAUUUCAAAGUUUUUUUAUUUGUUGCUUUUUGUUAAGAAAUCGAUCCUUGCGGGGGGGGGGGGGUUGAGUUAUGGGCAGGGGCUUAACAAAAAAGGGGGCCUACACAAAUCACGGCUCUGGAUAGGGGUUGUCCACAAAGGACGUCCACACAACAAACUUACAUUUUGCACCCCCCCCUUGGGGGGGGGGGGGGUUGAGUUAUGGGCAGAGGCUUAACAAAAAAGGGGGCCUACACAAAUCACGGCUCUGGAUAGGGGUUGUCCACAAAGGACGUCCACACAACAAACUUACCUUUUGCACCCCCCCCCCUUCCGCCGGCAUUUUUUACUAAUGUGUAAUGCCUAUGUAAAACUUAAUCAAUGAUAUUUAAUUAUUGUUAAAAGACUUUUAAAAAUCAUUGCAGUGUUUCGUAUUUAUCAUCAUACUGUUGUUUUGUGUUGACACACGCUUGAUAUGACAAUGCCUCAGAAAACUUUAACAUCACGACUUGAUGAUCAAUGCAUGAGUAUGUGAUUCUCUUCCCGUAGUGUAUUUAUGGCGUAAUUAUAUCUUGGUGCUAACAAAAUAGAUUCACUGGUUUCCCAUUGAUUUUUACACAACGCCCCGAAGGAUCACCUUUCAAUGUUAUAAUUAUAAUGCCCCCCAACCCAAAAAAAAACAAACAACAAAAAAACAACUGGGUUGGGGGGAGAGAAGAAUUUCAAAUUAGCUACCCUUUUUAUGCCUAUUAAGUAUUAAGAUUCACAAUCAUAGGAUAAAACUUGCAACAAUUAAUAAAUAUAUUUGUAUUUCAAUAUAUUGGGGGGGGGGGGAUAAAGUGGUUAACUUUAAAAAUAAAUCAUGGUUUAACAUUACAGCCCCAACACCCUCCCUUCCAAUAAAUAAUAAGAAAUGCUUUACAAGUACUUUGCCACAUAAGCAUGGAACUUACUCAAUAUCUUCCCAGGUACUAAACGAAUUUUAAAUAGUUUUCAGUUUUAACAAGAGUCUAACAUUAAAUCUACAACUACUGGUUAGGCCAAAAAGAAAAAGUUAAAGACUCGCAAAGACCAUGGUUUUGCUACUUUAAAUCGCUGCGGUAUACGCAGGCCACAGACCAUGAUUUAGCUAGGCACACCGCUGUGGUGUACGCAGGCCAAAGUCAAUAGUUUCGCUAAGUACACCGCCGAGGUGUACGUGGUGCCGGUCUAAUUAAUAUACUCGCUGUCUAAUAAUAAUGGACAGUGUACUUGUAUUUCUUAGUAUUGUACUAUAUUAUACUUUGAUUUUUUUUUAAUAGUCUAAGUCCAAAGCCUAUAAGUAUAUAAUUAGCCUGAUUACUCAAUAAAUAAAAUAGUAGGCUAUAAACUUACAUAAUAAUUUGUGACGGGGGGAGGGGGGGUCAGGCCAUGUGUGACGUCACACAUUUUUUUUUUUUUAAAUUUUAUUUCUAAUUUAUUUUUUAUUUUUUUAGUGGAAUUUAAUAGAUUUAAAAAUAAUUUUCAAAAAUUUUGUGAAACAUUUGAAUUAGUUUUAUGUCAAAAUAGCAUGAAAUGCGUAUCUCCUGAAUGUGUUGUUCGCGAUUGUUCACCCUAGGAGCGCUUGUAUGCUGUUGCGAAGCCUUGUUUUAUGUAUAGCCUUGCUUUCGUCAUGCCAGAAUGUCACAAAUGACUGGAGUGGGAUGUAACAAUGGCGCUCCAUUUGCUUUUUCAUGUAAUUUAUAAUGUGUUUGUUCGGAAUUUCCCGAUAUGUGGCACCAGUUUUACUUAAUAAAGAAUGAGUAAGGGGCGAUUUCCGGGGGAGAAAAAGAAAUGUUUUGAGGUUAAGGAGCGUGGAAGAUUACUGAAUGUUUUGGGAAGUUGGGAAGCGUUAAAGACUAAUGGAUGGUAACGUUAAAGACUAAUGGAUGUUAAUGGUGAAAGGGAAUAUUGUUAGGCUGUAUUGAAUCUAUUAAUACAUUCUUUGUUGAUAGUUGUUAAUGAGGAAUUUAUUGGUCAUUCUUUGAAGUCUGUGUUGUCUUCGUUAUAUAUCCUCAACGUCUGGACACUGAACCUUCACAGAGAGGAGCAACCCCUGCAUCAACCAACACCAAUACUACUUGGUACGCAACGGGCAAUACCUCAUACUACCAUCAUAUAAUCUGUGACACAGAAGAAUUAUUAUUUCAAUGUUGUCCCCUGCAUAAUUAUGUCACUGUCCAUUUUAUUAUUUAAUCACUGGGUGAGGUCAAGUUUCGCUAAUCUACUACUUAUCCUGUGUAAAAAGAUUGCAUCAGAAGAUUAUCUAAACUUGACCUCACCUAUUGUAAAUGAAAAAGCAGCAGAUAAAUGAUGUGUAUUAUAUAAUUGACUAGUCUUAGGUCUAUUUUUUGCAAUUUUUGUUUUCAAAUUCAAUCUAGAUUGAGUUACCGCUUCAAUGAAUAACUGUGACAACCAUUGACAAUUAACUAUUCUACUAUUUAUGUCAUUUUAAUAAUGUUAUAGUUCUUUUAAGUGGAAAUGUUAUCUUUUAAUACAGUUUAAUAGUGAAGUGUGUUUUAGAUUAAAAUUUAAUUAGGUGUUAUUAAUUUUUUAAAAUGUUGUUCGAAAGUGUGACGUACUUUUGGGGGGGUCCAAAAUUUGUGACAGUUUGUGGCAGGGGGGAGGGGGGUAAAAAUGGUCCAAAAUAGCGUGACUUACUUUAUGGGACGGCACCUUGGGGGUCUGAGUCUAUCAAAAUUAAACCAACACUUAAACUUAAAAAAUUAAAUGUUAUCCUAACAAUGACACAAAUUUAUUUAACAAUCACAUUCUUCACUCUCACUACAUGAAUUAUAAAUUUAUGAUUUUCAUUGAUAUAAGUUAGUCAAGGUUUAUAUUGGACUGGUUGGAGUUUCCAGGAAUAAGCCUUCUCAAAUCUGCUACUGGGCUAAGGUUACUAUUACCUUUUCUGAAUUUCUCUACGAUUAGUAUGAAAUGAAACUCAUUUGUGUUAUAUUAACUCUAAUCAAAUUCUUAUAUAUAUGCUGUCCUUUAUUGCUAAAGUGAAAUACUAAAUCUACUCUAGAUUAUAAUUUUUAUUUAUUUUUUUUAUUUUCAUGAUCAUAAUGCUAGACUAGAAUUUAGAAGAGUAUUUGACGCAAGACCUACCUAAAAUAAAGAAGAGUUACACAUCAUAUGGUUGACAAAUUUGUUUCCAAACAGUCGAAAAAUAUUUAUGCAAUUUCAGUGAAAACAUAAUUUAUUGAAUCACCAUUUGUUAUAAAAGUUGUGACAAAUCCAUUUUUGCCAAUCUCUUUCUUACACAGGAAUUGGCUAUUUUUGAGAAACUUCCUGAGCAAGUAAAAAUGACUGUUGAUGGUAUGCCUAAAAAUGACUGCACUUCAACUAACUAUAGCAGUAGUGUAAGGGAUGCAGUAGUGUAAGGGAUACAUUUGAGGCGAUAACUCAUAAAUUUCAAGAAAUGUGAACAGUUUCAAAAUUUAGUUUUUAGGAAUGAAAGAUAAGUAUAAAAUCUUAAUAAAUUUUAAUCAAAUUUUUAAAUUAUCAUUUCUAUUUUCAGUGUUAAGGAAAGACUGCUUUGGAGAAAAACCACUGUGUUAUUGUAUAGUUGCAGAACCUGUCCAAACAGGUAGGUCAAAUAAAAUUCUUUGUCUUUUCAUGUUUUUUAUUUUAUCACAAAUUUUAUAAGUUGUCAUCUUAAAAAAAUUAUAAAAAUUUUUAUGCAUCUAGUCUUAAUUUGUAAAUGAUCUUGAAUCAUUGCAGAAUCUCCAGAUCUGAUUGGCUACGCACUGUACUUCUCAACCUACUCAACAUGGGAGGGUGCAGCUUUACACCUUGAAGAUCUUUAUGUAACACCAGCUUUCAGAGGGAAAGGCAUAGGAAAGCGUUUAUGGAAACAUGUAACAAAGGUAACACAGCUGGAACAUUGAUUAUUCUUAACCUAUUUGUAAGUUAAUUGUCCCAAAAAAAAAUUGAAAUUCACUAUAAUAUUAAAUGAUUUUUUAAAAACUCAUUCCUAUGAUCUAAAUUUGUAUAUUAGCCUAUUAAUACUAGUAGUUAGUAAAAUGAGAAUAGAUUAUUGUCUGGAGGGCCUGUAGUGACAUAGACUCAAUAGUUACAGAAAACUGGUGUGUAGGUUCAUCAACAUCACCCUGAUAUGUGUGUUCUGCAACAUCACCCUGAUGUGUGGGUCCUGCAACAUCACCCUGAUGUGUGGGUCCUACAACAUCACCCUGAUGUAUGGGUCCUACAACAUCACCCUGAUGUGUAGGUUCUGCAACAUCACCCUGAUGUGUGGGUUCUGCAACAUCACUCUGAUGUGUGGGUCCUACAACAUCACCCUGAUGUGUGGGUUCUGUAACAUCACCCUGAUGUGUGGGUUCUGUAACAUCACCCUGAUGUGUAGGUUCUGCAACAUCACCCUGAUGUGUGAGUCCUACAUCACCCUGAUGUGUGGGUCCUACAACAUCACCCUGAUGUGUGGGUCCUGUAACAUCACCCUGAUGUGUAGGUCCUGUAACAUCACCCUAUGUGGGUCCUACAAAAUCACCCUGAUGUGUGGGUCCUACAACAUCACCUGAUGUUUGGGUCCUGUAACAUCACCCUGAAGUGUUGUUCCUACAAUAUCACCCCGAUGUGUGGCUCCUGUAACAUCACCCUGUACCCUGAUGUGUGGGUCCUACAACAUCACCCUGAUGUGUGGGUCCUGUAACAUCACCCUGAUGUGUAGUUCCUGUAACAUCACCCUAUGUGGGUCCUACAAAAUCACCCUGAUGUGUGGGUCCUACAACAUCACCUGAUGUGUGGGUCCUGUAACAUCACCCUGAUGUGUGGGUCCUACAAUAUCACCCCGAUGUGUGGGUCCUGUAACAUCACCCUGAUGUGUAGGCCCUGUAACAUCACCCUAUGUGGGUCCUACAAAAUCACCCUGAUGUGUAGGUCCUGCAACAUCACCCUGAUGUGUGGGUUCUACAACAUCGCCCUGAUGUGUGGGUCCUACAACAUCACCCCGAUAUUCACUGUCUAUCUUCUAACCUGCAUUUUUGUAUAUUUUUAUCUUAGCCAACAUUAUGAUUUGUGAGUCAGGUUCAAUUAGCUUGCCCACAAAAGUUCUGAGACUAACACCAAUUAGCUCGCCCACAAAAGUUCUGAGACUAACACCAAUUAGCUCACCCCACAAAAAUUCUCAGAUGAACACCAAUUAGCUUGCCCCACCAAAGUUCUGAGAUUAACACCAAUUAGCUUGCCCCACAAAAGUUCUGAGAUUAACACCAAUUAGCUUGCCCCACAAAAGUUCUGAGAUUAACACCAAUUAGCUUGCCCCACAAAAGUUCUGAGAUCAACACCAAUUAGCUUGCCCCACCAAAGUUCUGAGACUAACACCAAUUAGCUAGCCCCACAAAAGUUCUCAGAUGAACACCAAUUAGCUUGCCCCACAAAAGUUCUGAGAUUGACACCAAUUAGCUUGCCCCACAAAAGUUCUGAGAUUAACACCAAUUAGCUUGCCCCACAAAAGUUCUGAGAUUAACACCAAUUAGUUUGCCCCACAAACAUUUAAUUAUAGGAAAGUUUUGACAUGCCGAUACCGAGGGCAAUACGAUGAAUAAAAAUGAUAAAAUUGAGCAUUUAUUUGUGUUCUUGAUCCUCAGGAUGGAUUAGAGCGAGGCUGCAAUCGACUUCAGUUGUCUGUGUUGGGUUGGAACACCCAUGCCAAGGAUCUCUACCUGCGCAAUGGCUGCAUAGACCUCACCGAGACAGAAGACUGGCAUUUGAUGAGGAUGAAGAGGAACACGAUGGAAGCGUUUGUCAAGGAUCUACUGUAAUGAAAGGCUUUAACUAUUUAUUUGCUUCUGUUAAAUGUGAAAAUAAAUGAAGGACUGCAUUCAAGCUGUGUGAAGGAAAUAGUAGGACAAGGUGUGUGGAAGCUGGAAUGAAAAGACAGGACAAUAAGAUAAUGUUUCGGCUAGGAGAUUUCCUCAGAAGACAUGACAAAUGAAAAUAUGACAAGAAUUAGAGAAUAGUUUAUAACUUAAGUGCUGGCCAUUGUUAUUAGUGGAGAUCCGGCUGCUAAGGAAGGCUCUUACUCUUAGCUGAAACGUUCAUAUCUUAUUGUUCCGUCUUUUGAUUCAAGCUUCACAUACCAGUCCUACUAUUUCCUUAAAUGUGAUACAUUGUUUGUGAAUGCAGCAAAAUAAAAAAGAAUAAUACAUGUUUAAUUUGUUCUUAAGUAAAUACAAAUAAAUUUACAGGUAGUUAGAGAAAGCAUGCUCUUGAUCAGUGGAAGUCAAACUUUUAGUGGAUUGCGACACCAGCUGAUAGUUUUUUUUUAUUACUGAGAUCCCAUAACACCAUGUAAAUAAAACAGGGGUUUUAAAUCCAUGUGAACCCCAAAAGGAUCGCAACCCCAAGGUUGGGCUCUACAACUAAAAAUCUAAUUGACAAGAACUGUCAAUUACUUGGUUAAUGCUCUGGAUGUAAUAGGUUUCUGGAGUAAAAAAUAUCUUUUUCUAUAUGAAACAUAUCAGGCGUGCAUUUCAUUAAAGCCAUGUUCUUUCAUACCCUACAAACAAGGAUAAAGUUGCAAUGUCAAUUAUGUAUUAUUGUAUCCGGUACUGAGAAAAUAGAUUAGUAAAAUUGGUGAUUGAUAGCAUUUACUUUUAAAUGAACUGCAAACUUAUGAUUCAGUGACAUGCAUGCAUUAUUUCUGAAAAAUCAUGGAACAAUGCAGUUAAAUUGCAAUAAAACUCUUGUAAAGCUGACCACCAAUGUUGCUACCAAAAUGUUAAAAUGUAUCCAAGUUGGUGUAUACAGUGCCUAAUAUUUAUAAUCUUUUAAUGAAUAUUUUGAGCAGAGACUCUGAGGCCAUUCACUUAUUCAACAAAUUAUUGAUCAUAAUUUCAACAUUCUCAUCAAAAGAUUAAUUUGUAGCAUGUCUGAGUAUAGAUGUUUUAUUCUAGUCAUCAAUGCACUGCAUAAGAUUGGACGGACCAAUAUCUAAUCAGCAAAAAACAUGAGUUUCAUUUCAGAUAUCAAUGAGUUUCC
This is a messenger RNA of Lymnaea stagnalis (great pond snail), 8073 nucleotides long. NCBI's taxonomy places the organism in Eukaryota, Metazoa, Mollusca, Gastropoda, Lymnaeidae. The record is from the annotation of a GenBank genome assembly.